This is a messenger RNA of Alosa alosa (allis shad), 1666 nucleotides long. RefSeq names its product protein CutA homolog. Gene Ontology annotation, molecular function: copper ion binding. The transcript is spliced from 6 exons. The coding region runs from base 246 to 773 and encodes 175 amino acids. Gene Ontology annotation, biological process: response to metal ion. NCBI's taxonomy places the organism in Eukaryota, Metazoa, Chordata, Actinopteri, Clupeiformes, Clupeidae. The record is from RefSeq and is a predicted model, not a curated record.
UACCUGUCAAAGUAACAAUGCUGGAGUCAGGCUAUGGGGAACUGGCUAACAUUACAGACGCUUGUGACCGUAAUAGACGUUGUUGGAUAUUAAGUUUAUAAAUUCAUUUUAGUUGAUACAAUGAAUAUGUUGAUUUUUCAUGAAAGGACGGCACUGAUCCAGUCUUGUAAACGAGUUGAUUUAGUUCUAACGUUAGCUAGCGAUAAGUGAUAGGUGUGGCAAGGAAAUUAUUCUCCACAAACGACAUGGCAUUCAUUCAUAACGGAAAAAUUGACUGGUGGUAUCAGAGAUGUCCAAAAGAUUCAACAACUCACACGGUUUCUCGGCCGGGGUACACGUUUAUUCUUGGGGGACUCUUGCUGAUGCUUGCCCUGUAUCCUGUUCUGAAAACCUUGAGCAUCCAGCUGCACUCUGCCCUCACGGGGAGUUAUGUGGCUGGACACCAUUCAGUCAUCCUCAUCAACUGCCCCAAUGAACAAGUGGCCAAGGACAUCAGCAGGUCUCUAAUGGAGAGGCGCAUGGCUGCGUGUGUCAACAUUCUUCCUCGCUCUGCCACCAUGUACUACUGGAAAGGUGAAAUCCAGGACGCCACAGAGGUCCUACUGCUGGUAAGGACACGCACUUCUAAGAUCCAAAGCCUCACUGAAUACGUAAGAUCUAUCCACCCCUAUGAGAACCCUGAGGUGCUGAGUUUCCUCGUGGAGGGUGGCAGCCUGGACUACAUGAAGUGGAUCGACGAAGCUGUCCCCGAGAAUCCCUAUAUCCCAUCCUGACCCAGGGAGCCCCAGCCUGUCAAACUGACCAAUCGUAACUAAGCCCCCCCUAUCCCCAAGUUCUCCUGGAGGAUCCCGCCUGUGAAGCAGGGAAUGGCAGUGACACAGAGGAUUCCAGAACUUUCCCCCCCGAUCGCAACCUGAUGCAGGAAGUCCCACCGUGUGAGCCUAGCAGUGUCACUGGCAUAGAAGAUUCCAUAACUCAGCCUCUGCACCAGAGCCUUAUAGAUAGUUAUCCUCACCUGUUCCAAGUUCCAUCACGUUGCCCUGGUGAUGACUCUGCCACAGAAGGUUCCAGAACUUUAUGAAAUGAUGCAGCACAGUCGUUUGGGCCAAACUGAACUCUCCGGUGCUACUGUUCACGACAUCAUAACUGUGUGUUACCUACGUUCUCUCCAAACUUAACUGUUCAUGACAUCAUCACUGUGUGUGUGUUACCUACGUUCUCUCCACUCUUAACUGUUCAUGACGUCACCACUGUGUGUGUGUUACCUACGUUCUCUCCAAACUUCACUGUUCAUGACGUCACCACUGUGUGUGUGUUACCUACGUUCUCUCCAAACUUCACUGUUCAUGCAAAAACAAGGCUGAGGCUGUGUCUCUUUGGACAUGAUGAAAAGAUAGUUUUUGGUUCGGUCGUGGGUGAGAACUACUGUCUGGUACACAUUUCGCUAAGAAAGUAGUCCUCCAUUACUGGAAAAUCUAAGAACUCAUGCCACAUCAGUCACUGGACCAACCUAAUUGCAGAAUACAUUUCAAUGGAAAAAAAUAAUGCUCUCCAAAAGAAGCAUAUGACAGCCUUUGAAGAUACCUGGAACCUAUUCAUAACCUUUCUAAAUUCAACCAAAACAUAGCCAAAAACUGUGUAUAUUACCAGAAUUGACUACCCCACA